Indicator indicator is the source of this 1545-nucleotide messenger RNA. RefSeq names its product vacuolar protein sorting 4 homolog A (gene VPS4A). The transcript has 11 exons. Gene Ontology annotation, molecular function: ATP hydrolysis activity; ATP binding. The record is from RefSeq and is a predicted model, not a curated record. Gene Ontology annotation, biological process: endosomal transport; vacuole organization. NCBI's taxonomy places the organism in Eukaryota, Metazoa, Chordata, Aves, Piciformes, Indicatoridae. Bases 51 to 1364 code for a protein of 437 amino acids.
CGCCGGGCCGGAGCGGGCCGCGCUAAGGAGCGGCCACACCGGGCGAUGAGAUGACAAUGUCCACCCUGCAGAAAGCCAUCGACCUGGUCACCAAAGCCACCGAGGAGGACAAGGCCAAGAACUAUGAGGAGGCACUGCGUCUGUACCAGCAUGCUGUCGAGUACUUCCUGCACGCCAUCAAAUAUGAGGCUCACAGCGACAAGGCAAAGGAGAGCAUCCGGGCCAAGUGUGUGCAGUACCUGGACCGGGCAGAGAAACUGAAGGAGUAUCUGCGCAGCAAGGACAAGCAGGGCAAGAAACCUGUCAAAGAGUCACAGAAUGACAACAAGGGGAGCGACAGUGAUAGUGAGGGCGAGAACCCCGAGAAGAAGAAGCUGCAGGAGCAGCUGAUGGGUGCCAUCAUGAUGGAGAAGCCCAACGUGCGGUGGAGUGAUGUGGCUGGCCUGGAGGGAGCCAAGGAAGCCCUGAAGGAAGCCGUGAUCCUGCCCAUCAAGUUUCCACACUUGUUUACUGGGAAGCGCACACCUUGGCGAGGGAUCCUGCUCUUUGGGCCGCCUGGCACUGGCAAGUCCUAUUUGGCUAAGGCUGUGGCCACCGAGGCAAACAACUCCACCUUCUUCUCUGUAUCAUCCUCCGACCUGAUGUCAAAGUGGCUGGGAGAAAGCGAGAAGCUGGUGAAGAAUCUCUUUGAGCUGGCAAGGCAGCACAAACCCUCCAUCAUCUUCAUCGAUGAGGUGGACUCACUCUGUGGCUCCCGCAAUGAGAAUGAGAGCGAGGCAGCAAGGCGCAUCAAGACUGAGUUCCUGGUGCAGAUGCAGGGUGUGGGCAACAGCAGCGAUGGGAUCCUGGUGCUGGGUGCCACCAAUAUCCCCUGGGUGCUGGACUCGGCCAUCAGGAGACGGUUUGAGAAGCGGAUCUACAUCCCCCUGCCUGAGGAGGCUGCCCGCGCCCAGAUGUUCAGGCUGCAUCUGGGCAACACCCCACACAGCCUGACCAACGACGAUAUCCAGGAGCUGGCCCGCAAGACUGAUGGCUACUCGGGGGCUGACAUCAGCAUCAUCGUGCGGGAUGCUCUCAUGCAGCCUGUCCGCAAGGUGCAGUCAGCCACCCACUUCAAAAAGGUCCGUGGUCCAUCCCGCACCACCCCGGGUGCUUCUGUGGACGACCUCCUGACACCAUGCUCGCCUGGUGACCCUGGUGCCAUUGAGAUGACCUGGAUGGAUGUGCCCAGCGACAAGCUGCUGGAGCCCACUGUCUGCAAGUCAGACAUGCUGCGCUCUCUGGCUACCACCCGCCCCACUGUCAACACUGAGGAUCUGCUGAGGGUGAAGAAAUUCACGGAGGAUUUUGGACAGGAAGGUUAAGGAGUGUGUGGGGGGGGGCAGGUGUGAGGUUGAGGCAGCUGCAUGGCAGAGCCUCCCUUCACAUUCCCCUCCCUGUGCUGGCUGUGCCAAACAGGUUCAUCUUGCGCUCACUCUCACCCCAUCGCACUGCAGCACCCUGCAGCGGGGUCAUGGGGAGCACAGCCUGGGGGAAGAGGCUGAC